UCUUUGAGUUCCUGCCCUUUGAUUCUGCUAUCAUGCGGAACAGUCUGUGGAACGCCAUUGUGAUGGCUGUAGCUCUUGUUCAGCUAAGCUAUUCCAUGGAUUCGGAGCCCCAGCUCUCCAUUGGAGACAAGAUAACCAAGCUUCCUGGCCAACCGAACGUCACAUUUGAACAGUUUUCAGGGUACAUUACAGUGGAUGAGAGGAAGCAGAGGUUUCUUUAUUACUACUUCGCCGAAGCAGAAUUGGAUCCAUUGUCGAAGCCUUUGGUUCUUUGGUUAAAUGGAGGUCCUGGCUGUUCUUCAGUCGGUGUUGGUGCCUUCUCCGAAAACGGACCUUUCAGACCGAGCGGUCGAGUUUUGGUGAGAAAUGAGUAUAGCUGGAACAAAGAGGCGAACAUGUUGUAUUUGGAAACCCCAGCAGGAGUUGGGUUUUCUUACUCAAUGGAUAGCUCAUUCUAUGAAAACGUGGAUGAUAAGCUGACAGCUAGGGACAAUCUCGUGUUCCUGCUUCGGUGGUUCUCCAAGUUCCCCCAGUAUAAAGAUAGAGAACUCUACAUUGCAGGAGAAAGCUAUGCAGGGCAUUAUAUCCCACAGCUGGCCAAUCUCAUCGUUCAGUACAACAAGAAAGAAAGGACAUUUAAUCUAAAAGGAAUAGCUCUGGGAAAUCCUGUGCUCGAAUUUGCCACCGAUUUCAAUUCAAGAGCAGAAUACUUCUGGUCGCAUGGCUUGAUAUCUGAUUCCACAUAUAAUAUCUUCACCACUACCUGCAACUAUUCAAGAUAUGUGAGUGAGUAUUACAGGGGGUCUCUUAGUUCAGUCUGCUCUAAAGUUAUGAGCCAAGUGACCAGAGAAACCAGCAGAUUUGUUGAUAAGUAUGAUGUUACACUUGAUGUCUGCAUCUCAUCAGUUCUUUCUCAAUCUAAAAUUCUCAAUCCUCAACAAGUUAAGGAAGCUGUAGAUGUCUGUGUAGAGGAUGAGACUCUAAAUUUUUUGAAUAGGAAAGAUGUGCAGGAAGCAUUGCAUGCUCGGCUUAACGGUGUGACGAGGUGGACAGUUUGUAGCAGUGUGCUGGAAUAUGAUCUACUCAACUUGGAAAUACCAACCAUAAACCUUGUUGGUUCGCUGGUCAAGUCUGGAAUACCAGUGCUUGUGUACAGUGGUGAUCAAGACUCUGUCAUUCCCUUGACUGGGAGCAGAACGCUUCUGCAUAAAUUGGCACAUGAACUUGGAUUGAAUACAACAGUGCCUUACCGAGUUUGGUUCGAGGGGCAACAGGUAGGAGGCUGGACUCAAGUGUAUGGCAACAUCCUCACUUUUGCAACCAUAAGAGGAGCUGCACAUGAGGCUCCAUUUUCACAGCCAGAGAGGUCUCUUCGUCUCUUUAGAGCUUUUCUGCAAGGUAGACCACUCCCAGAAACAUUCUAACUUCCUCUCCCUGAAAGCAGACCUUCCUUUCUCAAGUUCAAGAGAGUGUGGAUGUGUUAAUGUUUUGUGCAUGUUAAGUGAAGUUUAACUAGCAUUCGUUUUCUUGUGCUGAUGAAGCUUUUGUGUGUAAUCUGUAAGUUGAAGAAAUUCUGUGAAAGUAUUAUUAGCGCACAAAUGUGUGUUUCAGAUUAGUUUCCAGCUUUUGAUUCA
Molecule: messenger RNA, 1634 nt
Organism: Dendrobium catenatum
Lineage: Eukaryota; Viridiplantae; Streptophyta; Magnoliopsida; Asparagales; Orchidaceae
Product: serine carboxypeptidase-like 45
Exons: 10
Coding region: 33-1424 (463 amino acids)
Biological process (GO): proteolysis
Cellular component (GO): vacuole
Molecular function (GO): serine-type carboxypeptidase activity
Source: RefSeq, a predicted model, not a curated record